This is a messenger RNA of Vicia villosa (hairy vetch), 495 nucleotides long. RefSeq lists its product as uncharacterized. The coding region runs from base 1 to 495 and encodes 164 amino acids. NCBI's taxonomy places the organism in Eukaryota, Viridiplantae, Streptophyta, Magnoliopsida, Fabales, Fabaceae. The transcript is spliced from 3 exons. The record is from RefSeq and is a predicted model, not a curated record.
AUGGGCAUACAGUUCCUGAGUCUAAGCACAGAGAAGUUAUUUGUUUCAACUGUGGUGGAGAAGGUCACAUUAGUAGCCAAUGUCAGAAACCAAAGAAGGCACAAGGUAGUGGAAAGAUUAGGUCUUAUGUUGUCUUUUAUGAAUGGUGAGAUGGUCGUCGAGAUUCCGGCUAAGGGAUCAGUGACUACUUAUCUUGUGUGUUUAAAGUUUCCUUUGUCGAUCUUCGACAGGGACUUUGCUAUUGAUUUAUCGGUGAGGUUUUCUACUCCUGAAGAGGAAGACACUGGUUUAUUGUCUACUAGACAGUUGCAGAAGAUGAUGCAAGAGGAAGCUCGGGUGUUUUCAUUGAUGGCUUCGUUAUCUAUUGAGAAUCAAGCUAUUAUUGAUGAGUUGCAGGUGGUGCGUGAAUUUCCUGAAAUUUUCCCUGAUGAAAUUCCUGAUGUACCGCCAGAAAGAGAAGUUGAAUUUGUGAUCGAUCUUGUACUUGGUACCUGA